AUGGUUUACGCAAACCUCAAUCUCCAUAACUUCAAUCUUACUCUACAUUCCCACCGGGCACAGCUAGCCUACACUGCCCUAGUUUCCGGUGCGGUUGUAGCUUCUACAAUUUUUGCCUUCCAGAGGGUCAAGCAGAUCUCAAGAUUAAAGAGAUUAAAGAGCCUUAAAGAUUCGAUUCCUCCUCCCUCGGAGGUGAAUGUUCUCACGAAUUUCGGCGCAGCGUCCGCCCGGUCCAGGCUCCAAGACGAAUCAGAUGCAGUUCUAGCAGCGAACGCUCGGCGGGGAGACUGGGACGAAGAUAUCAUCCUCGAGCAAUUAGCCCGCAACAGAAUAUUCCUUGGUGAAGAGGGUCUGAAAAAGGUUCGCAAUUCCUUUGUGAUAAUCGUCGGAUGCGGUGGGGUUGGAUCGUGGGUUGCAACAAUGCUCCUUCGCUCGGGAGUGGGCAAGAUUCGAUUGGUUGACUUCGACCAAGUUACCCUAUCGUCCCUGAACCGACACGCAGUAGCCACUCUUGCAGACGUAGGGACACCAAAGGUCCAAGCUUUGAGGAAACGAUUGGAGCAGGUGGCACCCUGGGUGGAGAUUGAUGCACGAAACGAGUUAUGGGAAAUGGAGGACGGAGCUGCUCUAUUAGCGGGAGAGCCAACAUUUGUCGUGGAUGCAAUUGACAAUAUCCAGACGAAGGUUGACCUCCUAUUCUACUGCAAAACUCAUAACAUUCCAGUAGUCUCCAGUAUGGGCGCCGGAUGCAAGUGCGACCCCACAAGGAUUUGCAUUGGUGACAUUUCAGAAUCAACCGAAGAUCCACUAUCCCGAAGCACUCGCCGGCGUCUCCGACAGAAAGGUGUCUCCACCGGAGUCCCGGUAGUGUACUCUACUGAGAAGCCAGGACCGGGGAAAGCUUCCUUACUACCGCUUUCAGAGGAUGAAUUCGAAAAAGGAAAGGUUGACGAGCUAAGCGUGCUUCCAGACUUUCGAGUCAGAAUUCUCCCGGUGUUGGGCACAAUGCCGUCGAUAUUUGGUCUCUGCAUUGCGAGCCACAUUUUGACCGCCAUUGCUGGAUAUCCGACAGAGUAUUCCAAGGGAAAGGAUCGGUCAAAGCUAUAUGAAGAUAUGAUUGCUCAAUUAGCUGGUCAGGAAAGCCGGUUGAGAGGAAAUGCUCCUGGAAUUAGAAUCCCACUAAACGAGAGGGAUGCUGGAUACGUUGCAGAUGAGGUGUUCAAAGGAAAGAGUGUUGUGUCUGGAUUCUUCACGAGGUUAGUCCUUACACGCUGGGAACCAUUACCUCCGAGGGAUGAAGGCUUCUGGGGAGAAAACGACCAUACGGUAACCACCAACGAUGUGGUGCUGAUGACGAAGGACGAAGCCAAAAAGCACGAAAAGGAAGUUUUGAAAGCAGGCAGGUCACCGGAGGACGUUUGGGGCCCUCAUGUCGUUGGGGUGGUCGAGGAAAGGAGGAAAGAGGAAGACUUUUACUCAAAAUUCAGAUGAACUUCGCUUUUUAGUCUAGUGUAAAGAGCAAAUGCUAUCACCCUGACCUAAAAUCCACGGUGCCACAAGUGAUAUAACCAAUUCAGGAGAAGUAAUACGGGGUGUCAGGAGCGGGAUUUGCGAGAAAAUGGGGGGGGGUAUUUUGAAGAAACAAACUAAAGUCUGUUGAGUUGAAGUAUAUUCAAAGCAACCCAAUUGUUUUUUUUGUUUCUUCUUACUUUUCUUUAAAACACCGCGUCUAUCAUGUCAGUACAAGCUGUAGCGGAAGGCCAACAUUAUGAGACUUUU
This is a messenger RNA of Tuber melanosporum (Perigord truffle), 1779 nucleotides long. RefSeq lists its product as uncharacterized. The transcript is spliced from 4 exons. Gene Ontology annotation, cellular component: mitochondrial outer membrane. NCBI's taxonomy places the organism in Eukaryota, Fungi, Ascomycota, Pezizomycetes, Pezizales, Tuberaceae. Gene Ontology annotation, biological process: cyclic threonylcarbamoyladenosine biosynthetic process. The record is from RefSeq and is a predicted model, not a curated record. The coding region runs from base 1 to 1491 and encodes 496 amino acids. Gene Ontology annotation, molecular function: ubiquitin-like modifier activating enzyme activity; tRNA threonylcarbamoyladenosine dehydratase activity.